This is a messenger RNA of Thalassophryne amazonica, 671 nucleotides long. RefSeq names its product cytochrome c oxidase subunit 6B1. The record is from RefSeq and is a predicted model, not a curated record. Gene Ontology annotation, cellular component: respiratory chain complex IV; mitochondrion. Bases 131 to 391 code for a protein of 86 amino acids. Lineage: Eukaryota; Metazoa; Chordata; Actinopteri; Batrachoidiformes; Batrachoididae. The transcript is spliced from 4 exons.
GAACUCAAAAACGGACGCGGCGUUUAUGGUAUCCCGGCAUCCUUUGCGCGACCAACAGGAAGGACACACGAGAGGACGAGAAGCGGCGUAAGGUUACUUUUCUUUAGACUUGUGAUUUAGGACUGUAACAAUGGCUGACACCUUUGGCGAUAAGAUCAAAAACUACAAGACUGCUCCCUUUGAUGCCCGCUUCCCCAACACCAACCAGACCCGUAACUGUUUCCAGAACUACUUGGACUUCCACAGGUGCAAUAAAGCGCUAUCAGCCAAAGGCCAUGAUGUGGCUCCCUGUGAGUGGUACAAGAAAGUGUACCAAAGCAUCUGCCCUUUAAAUUGGGUUGAGUCCUGGGAUGAGCAGCGAGAAAGUGGAACUUUUCCAGGGAAACUCUAAAGUCUAAAACUUGAUUGGGAUAGUCUACUACAGGACCAGCUGCUAGUUAGAUCUGUAGUGACGUGUCAACAGUUGCAAUACCACAUCAUGGUUGCUUAUGUUAUAAAUUAGAAAUGUGCUCAAGCUUGUUUUUGUUUUGUUUUGUUUGUUUGUUUGUUUGUUUUACCUCUUGUUGAGGUGUCAGUUUUUGAUUUUUGACUCACUGUAACCUACUCGCUUCCUAUGAUACUCGUAGAAUCUGUAGCACAUCUCAAGUCAGAGUUGGUGAAAAAUCUUCAUU